UCCGCAGAAUACUACAACUUACUACUACCUACUACUACUAUACUCGCGCUGCUGUCUCCUCGGUUUCCUCGUCUCCGGGAGAGCGAAAAACAAUGCCGGGCCAACAACAAGAACGCAUCCGACUGUCUUCAAUGGGCGGGGAGUCAACUUGCAGCAACAGUAGUGGYGGGGGCAGUGGWAGCGGCAGUAMAACAAUGAAAAUUCGCAGACGAGUGGUAAUGAUGGGCGCAGCUAGGGUGGGUAAGACGUCCAUCAUUAAGCAGUUCCUUUACGACCAGUUCCCUGACCGAUACAAGGAGACCAUCGAGGAAUUACACAGAGGAGAUUAUGAAUUACCCGAUGGAGCACGAUUGACAUUAGAAAUUUUGGACACAUCAGGAGCUUAUCAGUUUCCAGCCAUGCGAGAGUUAUCUAUAUCAACCGCUGAUGCAUUUCUUUUAGUAUUUUGUGUAGACAGGGAAGACACAUGGGAUCAAGUUAAACACUUUAAGGAACAAAUAAUUGAAAGGAGAGGACCAAAAAUUCCAAUAGUCAUUGUAGGCAACAAAUGUGAACUCACGGAACGAUUUUUACCAGUGGAAGUUACCGAAGCGAUAUCUAAAUACGAUUGGGAAUGUGGCUACAUGGAAUGUUCAGCAAAAGAAAAUAGAAACAUAGUACAGGUGUUUAAGGAACUCCUAGCUCAGGCAAAGGUUCAAUAUAAUUUGAGUCCGGCCGUAAGACGCAGACGUAUGUCUCUACCAAAUUACGUAGAAAAUCGUUCUGGAUCCACCAAAGGACGUUACAUGCUCAAAAGAAAUUCCUGCACAGUGGCCUAAUUCGAAAGACAAUGAUAACGAUACAUAAUUGAAAAAUAAUAAUAAUCUUAUUUCGAUUAUUUUAGACGCCGGUGUGAACAAAAUAAWUACUUAAGUAAAAUAAUUUAUUUUGUUCUUAUAAAUUAUUUGCAUAAUAUCAAAUGGACACUCGAGAUCCAAAAAUGUUUUGAGACACAAUAUUAUAAUGUUGCGUAAAACCAGCUUUCAAAAGUUCUAGCUUUACAAAUGAMUUUUAUACAAUGGUUAUAUGAUAAUAAUUAUAAAUUUUUAUAGUUAAAUUGCUAUUUUAAAAUACAACAUUAAAUUUUUUGAAAAUGCAGUUUGUCACAUGCAAACAACUUAAAAACCAUAUUUUAUUUUUAUUUUUUCUUAAGACAAACAACGUUAAGAGUGUAUAAUACCUGUUUAUUAUAUUUAAUAUCUAACUAUUGAAAUAAAAUGAAAUAAUAUUAUAAAAGCAAGUUGGCACGAUUCCAGUCCAUUACCAAGAUACAGUAUUAUUAAACGCAUGCUCAUACAUUACAUUUCAUUGGGUAACGAUACGAAAUAUAUAUGUAUACAUAUAUAAGCAGGAACAUGUACAAACUCUGGAGAUUUUUACAAUGAAUGUAUACCGCACAAUCUUUAAUACAUAACGCCGUAAAAAAGAGUGAAUGAUUAAAAUAUUGUAAGGGAAUCAAUAUUAAGUAUUAAUCGAUAAUAUACAAUAAA
Diuraphis noxia (Russian wheat aphid) is the source of this 1529-nucleotide messenger RNA. RefSeq names its product GTP-binding protein Di-Ras1-like. NCBI's taxonomy places the organism in Eukaryota, Metazoa, Arthropoda, Insecta, Hemiptera, Aphididae. Gene Ontology annotation, molecular function: GTP binding; GTPase activity. The record is from RefSeq and is a predicted model, not a curated record.